AUGGCAAAAAAGUGGAGGGGGGUCAUUGUCGAGUUCCAGAUGUACACCAUGAGCAACUUUAUUGUAAUUAAGGAAACCAAUCCUAUGAAGAGAGUGACACUGAGGAUACGGAUCCUUACUUUCUCACAUAGGACCUGGGUUGAUUAUGUUGCAAAUUCAAAUUUCCCACUUGAGCCUUUCCGCUUUAGGACGAUACCACAACUCAUCAAUGCUAAAUGGUUUCACGACAAUGAGUUAUUUGACCUUAUUGGUGAGGUUGUUGCAAAGGAGGAUAUAAAAGAUUUAAUCACAACUAAAGGAAAAGGAGACAAGAUGUUCGGUGGUAGUAUUGCAAGAUCUCAAGUUCUGAAGCUUACAAAAAAUAUAAGAUUGUCACUAGGUGAAAACAACAACAUACAAGAACUUAGAAAUUUUGCAGAAUGGCUACUCAAAAUUGGUGAUGGUUUGGCUGGUGAUACAACAAAUGGUGAAUCGAUUGUACAUAUACCAUCUGACAUUUUGGUUAAGAACUCUAAGACAACUUUGGAUGACCUCAUUGAUUUUGUGUAUCCAGAUAUGUUAUCCAAUUUAUCCGUUGAAAAUUAUUUCAAGGAUAGAGUAAUUCUUGCAUCAACUCUGGAUUGUGUCACUGAUAUCAACAACAAGAUGACUGCAGGGUUACCCGUACAAGAAAGAGUCUACUUAAGUUCUGACUCUGUGUGUGUUAAGGAAGGAAAUAUGGAAUUUGAGUUAGAUACUUUCUCACCAAAGAUUCUAAAUAGAAUAAAUUGUUCAGGUCUACCACCACACAAGUUGGUUGUGAAGAUUGGCGCUCUUGUUAUGUUGCUGCGGAAUAUAGACCAAACUAAUGGUUUGUGCAAUGGAACAAGAAUGCAAGUUAGAAGAAUGAGAAACCAUGUGAUAGAAUGCAAGACUUUAACCGGUAACAAAGCUGGAAGUAUUGUUCUUAUCCGAAAACUGAAUCUAAUUCCAAAUAACGAAACAUUACCGGUCAUGUUUCAAAGAAGACAAUUCUCAAUUAUUAUGUCAUUUGCAAUGACAAUAAAUAAGUCUCAGGAACAAACUCUAUCAAAAGUUAGAAUAUACCUUCCAUGGCCAGUUUUCACCCGUGGUCAAUUGUAUGUUGCGUUAUCAAGAGUAACGAGUAAAGAUGGUCUGCGAGUGCUGUUACAAGAUCACGGACACUUAGAAGAUAACUGCACGAUGAAUGUUCCGUUGCUGCCUCUAGUCACCGGAAAACCACCACUACUCCUUCUGCCCUGCCCCUGUUUCGUUAGGAAUAAACUGUUGUUGUUCGGUGUUGAUGUUGCUGCAGUUGCAGUUCCAAACCCCAUUUGUCACCAACCACAGCUGCCAUUGCUGGAGCUCACCGGAGCUGCUGCUAUGCCGUUCCUUCUUUUAUUCUUAACUUCAGUAAGUUGUUCUCGCCUCGAAACCCCUUUAGUUGCUAUUCCGUCAUCUUACACUGAGGUUUUGUCACGAUAA
This is a messenger RNA of Arachis ipaensis, 1485 nucleotides long. Lineage: Eukaryota; Viridiplantae; Streptophyta; Magnoliopsida; Fabales; Fabaceae. The record is from RefSeq and is a predicted model, not a curated record.